GCUGGCUUCACAGACACCGUGUUUUGGUCCACACUCUAUCGCCGCUACUACUGCCAUCUGAACAACAAUUUCUUAUAAUCGCUCUCCGUCAGAUCAUAAAACCACAAACUCGAGUCGAAAAACUUAUUUCAUAAUAUAUUGUAUAUUACUCAAUUUUAAAUCGAGACAUCCGCGAAAGUUUCAAGUCAAUUGGUUCAUUAGUUUAGGCUACAGGGUAGCCGACGUGAUUCAUAGAUAUUAGAUCAAUAAAUAUACAAUACACCAAAACAAAAACAAAAUUGGAACAAAUUAUUCAACAAAAUGAUAACACUAGUUAUUAUAUAUUUGCCAGAGUACGUCUUGGACUCACAGUUGAUAAUGCAACAUACACCGAUCCAGAAGACCAGAAAUAUUCAUUAUGGAUGGAAUAGAGACUUAUUGUUCAGUUUUAUCGAAUUGUAUGAAAGCCACCCAUGCCUUUGGCGUAUGGACAAAGAAGCAAAAUUCUACAACAAGGCCGCAAAGAAACUUGCAUACAUGGAACUAGUGGAUCUGAUAAAAAAAGAUUUUCCGACUGCCGACAUUAAAUUUGUGAAAGCAAAAAUCAAAAACAUAAGAAAUUCCUUUCGCAGGGAAUAUAAUAAAGUGGAAAAUUCCCGAAGAAUUCCUGAUGGAAUUCCUAUGUACUCUACAAAGUUGUGGUACUACGAUCUUUUGCUUUUCACAAAACAUCAGAAUAUUGUAGCUGUGAGAAACUAAUCAUGAAUAGAUUGGUCGAUAAAUCCGGAACAAGAUCCAACAAGAUAGCUUCGCAACGUAUUUUUCACAUAUUAUUCAUUAAUUAAUAAUACCGUUCUAUUAGCUUUUGUAGUAGAUAGUUUAAGAUUAACAAUUUUUCAUAAUCUAAGAUUUUAGAACAUUUUUUAACUGCAUACAUUUAUAUUCAUUCACUUAUUAUUAUAUUAUUAUUAUUCUUUUUUUAUUACUACCUAUAUUUAAUCAUAUUAUCAGUAUUCAUUAUUAACAUAAAAUUAUAUAUUAUUACU
Aphis gossypii (cotton aphid) is the source of this 1025-nucleotide messenger RNA. RefSeq lists its product as uncharacterized. NCBI's taxonomy places the organism in Eukaryota, Metazoa, Arthropoda, Insecta, Hemiptera, Aphididae. Bases 301 to 738 code for a protein of 145 amino acids. The transcript has 8 exons. The record is from RefSeq and is a predicted model, not a curated record.